AGGAGGCGGAGCCUGUCGAGCGGUGGGGCAGCGGCAGCGGCGCCUCAGCAUCUCUGCCUGCCUGCAGACGCCGCCGUAUCCCGCGCGGAGCCCCGUCGCAGCAGCAGCGCCAGCAUCCUCCCGUCCCUCGCCAGUGGUAGACCUGACAGUCCGGAGCCAUGACGACUCACGUAACACUGGAGGAUGCUCUGUCCAAUGUGGACCUACUGGAAGAGCUGCCAUUACCUGAUCAGCAGCCAUGCAUCGAGCCACCUCCGUCGUCUAUUAUGUACCAGGCCAACUUUGACACGAAUUUUGAAGACAGAAAUGCUUUUGUGACUGGCAUUGCCAGGUAUAUUGAACAAGCUACAGUGCACUCAAGCAUGAAUGAAAUGCUGGAGGAAGGGCAUGAGUAUGCUGUGAUGCUUUACACAUGGAGAAGCUGUUCCAGGGCCAUUCCCCAGGUAAAGUGUAAUGAACAGCCAAAUCGAGUAGAGAUUUACGAGAAGACAGUGGAAGUCUUGGAGCCAGAGGUUACAAAGCUCAUGAAGUUCAUGUAUUUUCAG
Molecule: messenger RNA, 545 nt
Organism: Pogona vitticeps (central bearded dragon)
Lineage: Eukaryota; Metazoa; Chordata; Lepidosauria; Squamata; Agamidae
Source: RefSeq, a predicted model, not a curated record